Hyaena hyaena (striped hyena) is the source of this 3565-nucleotide messenger RNA. RefSeq names its product aminoadipate-semialdehyde dehydrogenase (gene AASDH). The coding region runs from base 660 to 3458 and encodes 932 amino acids. Gene Ontology annotation, molecular function: protein binding. NCBI's taxonomy places the organism in Eukaryota, Metazoa, Chordata, Mammalia, Carnivora, Hyaenidae. Gene Ontology annotation, biological process: amino acid activation for nonribosomal peptide biosynthetic process. The record is from RefSeq and is a predicted model, not a curated record. The transcript has 15 exons.
CCGGCAGGCUUUACGGCCUGGGUGCUGCUGCUUUUCACAUGUGUGUGGUGAGGUCCUGGUUUUGGCCUGUUGGAGGGUCAGGAUGGGCUCAGAUCUCUGCCCCAACCCUCAGGCCUUCUGAGUAGAGUUCUCUGCUACCAAUGAGGCUUCGAUAAACCAGUGAAAUGACUCUUCAGGAAUUGGUACAUCGGGCUGCCUCGAUUUAUUCAGAUAAAAUAGCUGUAUGUUUUGAUGAGUAUAACAACCAGCCUCCAGUUUAUUAUACCUAUAAGUUUGUGGUUCAUGCUGCCUCAGAAUUAUCAAAUUUUCUGCUAUUACACUGUGACUUUCAAGGAAUUCGGGAAGUUGGUCUCUACUGCCAUCCUGGGAUUAACUUACCCUCUUGGAUUUUAGGAAUUCUCCAAGUCCCUGCUGCAUAUGCUCCUAUUGAUCCAGAUGCACCACCAGUGUUAUCAGUGCAUUUUAUGAAAAAAUGCAAUCUAAGUUAUAUUCUUGUUGAAAAACAGCAAAUUAAUAAAUUCAAAUCUUCCUAUGAAACAUUAUUGAAUUAUGAUACACUUACAGAACAUAAUGACUUAGUACUCUUCAGGCUUCACUGGGAAAAUAUUGAAGUGAGCUUGAUGUUAAAUGACUGAAAACAGAAAUAUGAAGAAGGAAAAAUGACAAAUAGCACAAAUUCUGAGCACAGCAAUGAAGAAAAGUCAGAAGAGCACAUGGAUGUGAGGCUUAAGCAUUGCUUGGCCUAUGUUCUCCAUACAUCAGGCACUACGGGGAUACCUAAGAUUGUCAGAGUCCCUCAUGCAUGUAUAGUGCCAAAUAUCCAACAUUUUCGGCUACUUUUCAAGAUCACACAAGAAGAUGUUUUGUUUCUGGCCUCACCUCUGACCUUUGAUCCUUCCGUUGUGGAAAUAUUUGUUGCUCUAUCCAGUGGUGCCCGUCUGCUUAUUGUACCAACUUCUGUCAAAGUGCUUCCAUCAAAGUUAGCUGCUGUUCUCUUUUCACAUCACAGAGUAACUAUUUUGCAGGCAACACCAACAUUGCUUAGAAGAUUUGGAUCUCAGCUUAUCAAGUCAACUGUUCUAUCAGCCAGUACUUCUCUUCGAGUAUUAGCCCUUGGUGGUGAAGCAUUUCCAUCAUUGACUGUUCUCAAAAGCUGGAGAGGAGUAGGCAAUAAAACACAAAUAUUUAAUAUUUAUGGUAUCACAGAGGUAUCGAGUUGGGCAACUUUUUACAAGAUUCCAGAGAAGGUUUUUAAUUCUACUUUGAAAUGUGAAUUGCCUGUACCACUGGGAUUUCCACUGCUUGGAACAGUAGUUGAAGUCAGAGAUACUAAUGGUUUCACAAUUCAAGAAGGCAAUGGCCAAGUAUUUUUAGGUGGCAAAAACAGAGUAUGUUUUCUUGAUGACGAAAUGAUAGUACCGCUUGGCACACUGCGAGCCACAGGAGACUUGGUGGUGGUGAAAGAUGGAGAGAUGUUUUUCUUGGGACGAAAGGACAGUCAGAUCAAACGAUAUGGCAAACGUCUUAACAUUGAACUUGUGCAACAAGUUGCUGAAGGGCUUCAGCAAGUGGAGUCCUGUGCAGUUACAUGGUAUAAUCAGGAAAAAUUAAUUCUGUUCAUGGUGUCCAAAAAUGAUGUAGUAAAGGAAGACAUCUUUAAAGAACUGCAGGAACAUCUUCCAAGCCAUGCAAUCCCAGAUGAACUUGUGUUGAUUGAUUCUCUACCAUUUACAUCUCAUGGCAAAGUUGAUGUUUCUGAGUUAAACAAGAUAUAUUUAAACUAUAUAAACUUGAAGUCUGAGUGUAAACUCAGUGGAAAAGAGGAACUUUGGGAAAAAUUACAGCAUUUGUGGAAGUCUAUUCUGAGUCUCCCAGAACAUCCUUUGAAGGUACCUGAUGAGUCACUCUUCUUACCAAGUGGUGGAGAUUCCUUAAAGUCCAUACGGCUCCUCAACGAGAUUGAAAAACUAGUUGGCACAUUAGUACCUGGGCUUCUGGAAAUUAUUCUUAGCAGUUCCAUUUUAGAAAUUUACAAUCAUGUCCUUCAAGCAGUGUUUCCAGAUGAAGAUCUGCUAUUUAGCACGAAUUAUGCCACAAAAAGAAAAUUCAGCGACAUUAAUCAAGAGGAAACCAGUGGAAAAUCUUUACAUCAGAAAUCUGUCCUGACUUUAAGUUGUGACAGUGAGCUAGCUGCUUUUAUUGCAGUGAGCAGAGGGAGUCAGAUUUUGUCUCUGAAUUCGGAGUUUUUAACUAAGUUAGGACUUGGCUCUUCAGCCUAUUCUUCUGAUUUAAUUUCACAGACUAAUAUUCAAAAUGUGACAAGCUUAAAUCCUCCAGCUCUUAUUGAUAAGUCAAAAGAUCUAUUCUGUGUUGCAAAGGUUUCUGAUGAGGGAACAUCUGUGAUGGCAGCCAAGAAAAUGGAGCUCCAUGUGAGGUGGAGGACGGACACAGGCAAAUGUGUGGAUGCCUCCCCUCUGGUCGUCAUCUCAGUUGCUGAUAAGUCCUCUGCGACUGUGUACAUUGGCUCCCAUUCUCACAGAAUGAUGGCAGUUGACCUUUACUCCGGGAAGGUGAAAUGGGAACAAAUUUUGGGAGGUCGAAUCGAAUCCUCAGCAUGUGUAUCUAAGUGUGGAAACUUUAUUGUAGUGGGCUGUUAUAAUGGGUUAGUUUAUGUUCUGAAAAGUAAUAGUGGAGAAGAACACUGGAUGUUUACUACCGAGGAUGCUGUCAAAAGCUCAGCAACCAUGGAUCCAACCACAGGAGUCAUUUACAUUGGAUCUCAUGACCAGCAUGCAUAUGCUUUGGAUAUUUAUAAAAAGAAGUGUGUUUGGAAGUUGAAAUGUGGAGGAACUGUCUUUUCUUCCCCUUGUUUGAGCCUGAUACCACAUCAUUUAUAUGUGGCUACACUGGGAGGGCUGUUACUGGCUAUAAAUCCUGCCACUGGGAACACAGUUUGGAAACAUUCCUGUGGAAAACCACUAUUUUCUUCUCCACGGUGUUGCCUACAGUAUAUUUGUAUUGGCUGUGUAGAUGGAAAUUUACUCUGCUUUACUCACUUUGGAGAACAGAUUUGGCAGUUCUCUACCAGUGAACCAAUCUUUUCAUCCCCAUGUACCUCCGCAUCAGAGCAACAAGUAUUUUUUGGUUCCCAUGAUUGCUUUAUCUACUGUUGCAGUAUGAAAGGUCACCUCCGGUGGAAAUUUGAAACUACUUCACAGGUGUAUGCAACACCAUUUGCUUUUCGUUCCCAGUUUUGUAGCAAUGAAAUGCUGCUGGCAGCAGCAUCUACUGAUGGGAAACUGUGGAUCUUGGAAUCUAAGAGUGGACGAUUACAAAGUGUAUAUGAACUUCCUGGACAAGUCUUCUCUUCUCCUGUGGUCUGGGAAUCAAUGGUUCUUAUUGGAUGUAGAAAUAAUUAUGUUUACUGUCUGGAUUUGUUGGGUGGCUAUCAAAUAUGAUCAAGUACAGUCCUUAUUCAAUUAUGUGAGAUGUUUGAAAAUAUUUUAUCAUUAUAGAGCAUUUGGAUAGUCUUAUUUUAUACUAAAGAUGAUUUUUGCUUAAGAAA